AUGGCUAACCAGGCUUCUUGGAUUCCCGCACCCACCAAGCAGGUGUCUGUUGGUCCUGCCGAGACUUACACUCCUGGCCCCAACGAGCUGCUCGUCAAGAUCAACAGUGUCGCCUUCACUCCCAUCGAGGCCAAGAUUCAGAAAUUUGGCACCCACCCCAUCCCUUACCCCAACAUUCUCGGUACCUCAUACUCUGGUACUGUCGAGACUGUCGGUGAGGGUGUCACUGGCUUCGCGAAGGGCGACCAUGUCGCAGCCAUCCGAUCUGGAAAGACACUCGCAGACCCCCGCUUCGGUGGCUACCAGAAAUUUGCCCUUGCGCCUCUCAACUCCACCGCCAAGAUCCCCAAGUCCGUCCCCUUCAACGGCUCCUCUUCCACCAUCAUCAACCUUGCCGCCAUCACCUCAGCCCUCAGCAUCCACCUGGGCCUUGAGCGUCCCCCUCUAUCCGGCACCGCCUCUCCCAAGAACAAAAAAGUCUUGAUCUACGGCGGCUCCAGCUCCUGCGGUGGUCUCGCCGUCAAGUAUGCUUCCACUGCCGGCUACGAAGUCAUCACCACCUCCUCCAGCCGCAACAAGGACUUCGUGCAGUCCCUGGGCCCAGCCACCAUCAUCGACCACGAGCAGGAUCCCGCCUCCGUCGUUGCCGACCUCAAGAAGUACGGCCCGUACGAUGCCGUCCUUGAUACCAUCGGUCUCCCAGGGCCCACUGCCAUCCUUGUUGAGUAUUUCGAGUCCCUUGGCGGUGGCGCCUACAACACUAUGAUUCCCCCGAUCCCAGGAACCCGCGCCAUUCCCGACAAUGUCAAGAGGAUAUUCGCGCCCUACAGCUUUGCCUUCGACGAGCCUGAGCACAAGCCCCUUGCUCAAUGGUUGUACGAGGAGUACCUCCCCAAGGGUUUGGAGAGCGGUCUUAUCGUGCCGACUAGACAGCACGUCGUCACUGGCGGUUUGGAGAAGGCACAGGAGGUUCUUGACUUGAUGAACGAGGGUGGUGUCAGCGGAAAGAAGCUGGUCUUGGACCCUUGGGAGACCAGCGCCCCGUAA
This is a messenger RNA of Didymosphaeria variabile, 1047 nucleotides long. RefSeq lists its product as uncharacterized. Gene Ontology annotation, molecular function: oxidoreductase activity, acting on NAD(P)H. Lineage: Eukaryota; Fungi; Ascomycota; Dothideomycetes; Pleosporales; Didymosphaeriaceae. The transcript has a single exon. The record is from RefSeq and is a predicted model, not a curated record. Bases 1 to 1047 code for a protein of 348 amino acids.